AUGCGCAAGUUUUUUUAGUUACGUAUGCCCGAUAAAGUAAAAAAUAUCCUUUCUUCCUGAGAUGACGUCAUAUCCAGACGUCUGAUCACGUGACAUAGGCGUAAGAGCCAGCAAGCGGCUGAGAAAAUUUUGGCGAUCAUUUUGCGAGGUAGCGUCCUUGAUCGCCACCAUGUCGCAAGCUGUGGAUUCUCUUGGGGUCGCUAGAGAUGGUUCAGAAAACGAAAACUCUUCCACAUUGGUUGCUGUCGGUGAAGCGGAUACUGUAAAAGAUGCAGGGGGUGACUCUUUGUCUAAGGGGAAAUUGCAGAAAACCGCCCCAGCCGGCGAAGAACUCGGCGACAUCGUUGCCGAGAUCACAGAAGGCCAGGGCAAUUCUGAGUUGACCCAGCAAAUUGAACAACAUGGCGUCGAUGCCCAAACUACCCCACUAUUGCAGGAAUCUGCCCAAGAGGAGCAAGAUGCAAGUGAAGAAGCAGAAGCCACUACAACUGUUCAAUUCAUAGCUGUUUCAGCAGAAGAACAUCAACGUAUGGUGAAUUCUGGGGAGUUACCUGUGUCUGUUCAAGGCGCAGAUGUUCACAUGCAAAUUCCUGGUGCUGAAGCACAACAAGUUCGGUUGAUUGCAGUUGACAGCAAUGGGGUCCCUGUCACAGAAACAGCAAUUCUUCAAGCUGCUGCUGAACAAGCAGGAAUUGUAUUUAUUACGAAGGAUGACAAGAACCAGGAUGUACAGAUCACAAUAGAUGAAGCGAUGAAAUUAUCUGAAGGUGGAAGUGGUGCUCGACAUAUAAUUACUGCCACGACUGCAGCAGCUUUACUUGAGCAGCAAAAUAAACCUGCGAAAGGCGAAAAUACACAAAAUUUCAAGGAUGAAGGAGGAAAUGAAUCCGAUGAUGAAAAUGAUGGUCAGUCAUCUAAACCAGCUCUACAAAUCCGUGUGUACAGUCAACGGGAUUCACAACCGAAUGAUGAAAUGGGCUUUGUGUCAUCUGGCACUUCAAAUGUCACUUCUGGUGUGGUUACAGUGAAUGUGCAAGAUGGUUAUACAACUAAUGCAGCUUUGAUUACUGUCCAAACUGGCGAAAUUGCUGAUGAUUCUGUUUAUGAAUUUCAAGAGCCACCAACUGGGAAAGAUGUUGAGGAUUCUACAGAAAAGAUGGCAAUCAUUGAUUCAUCGAUGUUCAAAAAAGCUGGGCCUCGUCGCACAGCGGAUAAGACCAGAGAUCGUCGCAAGAUUUUCCAAUGCAAGGAAUGCGCUUUUUAUAGUCAUCGACACAGUAAUUUAAUCCGUCAUACUAAAAUUCAUACAGAUGAGAGACCUUAUCAAUGCCACCUGUGCGAGCGUGCUUUUCGUACAAAUACAUUGCUCAGGAAUCAUAUCAAUACUCAUACUGGUGUGAAACCAUAUAAAUGUGCUGAACCAGAUUGUGUAAUGGCCUUCGUUACUAGCGGCGAAUUGACGAGACAUAUUCGGUAUCGUCAUACACAUGAAAAACCUUUCAAGUGUACAUUGUGUGAUUAUGCUAGUGUGGAAAUUAGUAAAUUGCGUCGUCACUUCCGAUCACAUACUGGAGAACGCCCAUACUCUUGUGAUGAAUGUGGAAAAGCUUUUGCUGAUAGUUUUCAUCUGAAGCGUCACAGGAUGUCUCACACUGGUGAAAAGCCCUAUGAAUGUCCAGAGUGCAAUCAACGUUUUACCCAACGUGGUAGUGUUAAGAUGCAUAUCAUGCAGCAGCACCUAAAAACCGCCCCUAAAUUUGCUUGUGAAAUUUGCCACACCCUUCUGGGCCGCAAGAGUGAUUUAAAUGUGCAUAUGCGUAAACAACAUGCCUACCAAGCAACACCCAUUCAAUGUAGAUAUUGUGGUGAGUUGUUCCACGAUCGUUGGAGUCUCACGAAGCAUCAGAAAACUCAUAGAAGUUAUGGUGGUGCUCGUCAAAACCAAAAUGGCAACACACAGACUAGAAAAAGACAGUGGACCGAUGAUAAUGCUGAAGGUGAAACUCAAGCUAAAAUUCCAUUGGCUGGUGAGAAACCAAGGACUAGAAGUAGACAAACUGUCACUGUAUUUGUUGAAAAUGAUGAAGAGGAUUCUGGAGAAGAAGAAGAGCAAGGAGAAAUGUUAUUGCUAACAGAACAAGAUCAAGGAGAAGAAUCUUCUUCAAUGGUUAUGAUGUCAGGACAGGACCAAACCACACACAGAGAGAUGCUGGAUAUCGAUUCAGAGCCAGUGCUGAUGAUGCAGACAGAGCCAAAUGAAACCAUUGGGGACAUGUCACCGAUGGUAAUGAGUGGCGAAACUGAUCCAUCUGAUGACCAAGUCACUGCUUUAGUUAUGUCUGGAGAUCUCCAUCAACAAGGAGCGGUGGUGGUUACAAGUGUGUCAGAGGGGGCUGAUAAUCAUGUGACUGCAGUACUCAGCGAAUCAGGAGAAAUUGUUCAUCUUGUUGAUAGCACAAUGGUGCAAAGCUUACAGGAAGCCCAUCAGCAGCAAAUAGAAGAGCAGGGUGAUGAUGAAGAAAAUAAACUUCAAAUUGCAGAUGGGGAAGGAGAUGCAGCCAGCAUAGCUGUAAGUCAGACUCAAGAUUGAUUGUCAAACACUGAAAGAGCUAUGACUGAGAGACAUCUAUUCAGUUUCGCUGCUGCUGCCCAGAUUCUUUUGACUGUUUUAUAUGACUUUUGCGAUUGUCCCUGAUUACUAGGCACAAGUCUCAUAUGAGCUGUGUAACUACUUCAUUGUUGCUCUGUUUUAGGACCUAUAAAGCUGAUAUCUUAUUUGUAAGCUGUGAAGCUCUACUCUACCCCUUCCCCAUUUUCAUAUUGAAGAGUUAUAGGUAAUACUAAUAACAUAACAUUUUAAAACUGGACUUUUAUUCUACAAAUUACUCUUAAUGCAUUAGUCAUGUUGUUUCUCUAUACAUCAGAAACUGUUGUAGAAGUACCAGCAUAUUUAGCAAAUUUUUAGUUUUUGUUGAAUUGAAGUUAUGGUAGUUGAUUUACGUAAAUGCAAAUGUUCAAAUUUACAGUCAAAUAUUGGUAUAGAUUGUGUGCUCAACUGAUGAUAUUCCUCAACAUGAUUGAUUGCUUACCUCAACAUGAUUGAUUGCUUACUUGGCAUGUUACUCUAUGAUAUCAGAAAUUUUGUCAUUAUUAAAUCUAAAAGCUAGUGUAAAGUAACCAUACUUUUCAGUGUAUGAAUAAACUGUUGUAAGAGUCUGUUGUUUUAUAUGUUAAAGGAUUUUUUCAUUUUCAGAUUGCUGCUUAUACCUAAACAAUGAAAUACUCCCAGUUAGUGAAUUUAUCAUUGUAAAUUGUGUUUGGGCCAUGUUGAACUGUUUUUCAAACAGAUCAAGGUUUUUACUGUAAAGCUUUUAUAUUUUAGCAAGCGCUCUUGUGUUUUCCUCUUUGUAUCGUUCAUUAACUAACUGGUUGCUUCUGGUUAAAGUAGUACUGGUUUAGUAUGGUAGUUCUUUUUAAAGUAAAUAAUUCAUGAAAAAUGGUAAUUUUACCAAACUUUCUCCUCAUUCGUUGCUUCUUUAUUGAUAUGUGUAAUCAUCAUUAGGUUUGAAUGAAUAAACUUUGGAGUUAUA
This is a messenger RNA of Styela clava, 3590 nucleotides long. RefSeq lists its product as uncharacterized. The record is from RefSeq and is a predicted model, not a curated record. NCBI's taxonomy places the organism in Eukaryota, Metazoa, Chordata, Ascidiacea, Stolidobranchia, Styelidae. Gene Ontology annotation, biological process: regulation of gene expression. Gene Ontology annotation, cellular component: nucleus.